AUGGACCAAGAAAAUGUCACGUCAUAUUUCGACUGGGUCAACUCGUCAGUCAUCAACGAUAUUGAAACAGAUUUUGCAGCUACGUUCUAUGCCUCUGAGAAACGAUCUGCAUUGGAGGUCUGUAGAUUCUACGAAAAUAAAGCUGGCCUCAAGGACGAUUACGGAGAAUUAAGUGUCGAUAUUGACCCCGAGUCAGUGUCAACUGUGUUAGAUGUGGAUCGAUUUGCUAAAUCUCGGGAUCCCUGUCACAUUUUCUGUAUAGGUCAAAGGAACUCCUAUUCCAGAUUACAUGUUACGCGUGAACUUUUUGAACAACUGAUUGACAAAUACUCAAUCUUUGAUCGGAUAUGGGACUUCAUGCUGCCGUUCAGUUUCAAGACUCGGGAGUCUGACAUUGGGCAUGCUCCAUUUCGGUUUCGACAAUCAGAACCGGUGGUUUUUAAGCCUAGUGGGAAGCUGGGGUCUUUUGAAUGUGCGUACGGCUUUCGCUAUGUUGAGCUGAACCACAGACAAGGAUCGAAUCUGGAGAAUCCGGACUACGAUCCGUGGUCAGUUCGGCAGACUGCAGUUUAUCAGCAGUAUAAUAGCUCCAUGGAUAGGAUGACAUUUGUUUUAAUCUCACCAUCAAAGAAAACUAAGAAAAUGUUAGGAUUAGCCGUACAGCGGUGCCUCGAGUAUAAACGAAGUCUGAAUGCUUUUGAUCUUCAUCUCAUUAUUAUCUCAACAUUACACGGGAACUGGAGACUGUAUGUACGAAGUUUGGAAAGGCUCUUGAUGUCACAAUCAGAAAACGUUACAUUAACACCAGUCAGAAGCGAAGACGUACGAUGGACACCCUCGACGGACAUUUCCAUAAAAUUCAUUGAUCGGCAGAGACUCAAACAGACUGAAGAUAAGAUUUUAGAUCUAAAGAUCAUUUUUGAAUCCCUGUAUAACACACAGUCGAAACUACAGAAGCAGUGCCAGAUUCACUGCAUAGAGUCAAGGUGCAAUGAAUGUACGUGUUCUAGAACCAUGGAAGAACUUGAGGAGCAGAUGAAUGAGACACAGGUAAACUUGAAGAAGGUUGAAGUUCUACAUAAAAAGGCUCAGGGAACAGCACAUAUGCUCACGGAUUGGCUCGAUUAUGAGAAUGCUCAAGUUGCACAUCUUAAUCAGAUGUCUCUUAAUGGACUAAUUAAAGAAACUAAAGAAGAGAACAUCCAGAUGAGGAUCCUCACAGUAGGAAAGGGGUUCCCGAGAUGCAACUGGUACGUAGAAAUUGUUUACCGACACUAUGGCCUCGCUCUGAUAAUCUACAGCGGUGAAGAUACUGACGGUCAUCACCCUUAUUUAUCUACCAAUGACUGUCGUUAUGGUAGGUCUUUGAAUUUCUUCUCAACCCAACUCAUUCAAGUCGACGACAAGGGUCGAAUAUCGAUAAUUUCUCAGUCGUGGUGGGUUGUGGUAGUCGCCAUUCCUUUAACAGUUGCCACUUUCGCAAUAUGGAAGUUAUGGUUAUCAUACACAAUGAACGCGCAAGAGGGUAAGAAAUCACUCCAAUUCGGCGAGGGUAAAGCCAACAGCCAACGGGCUUCAAUUGAACACGGCAUUACUUCCAAUUGGAGCUCUUGGCAUCGGUCUCCUUCGAAGCGCCACCAGAGAGGCGGGAUAUUAGAGAACGAGCCUACCAGAAACACCUUCGAUAUUGACCCGGAAUCUACACCAAUAGGCACAAUAUCUUCACCGAGGGAACAGCUGGAUCAGAAAUGGUAA
This is a messenger RNA of Lachnellula hyalina, 1755 nucleotides long. RefSeq lists its product as uncharacterized. The record is from RefSeq and is a predicted model, not a curated record. The transcript has 7 exons. Lineage: Eukaryota; Fungi; Ascomycota; Leotiomycetes; Helotiales; Lachnaceae. Bases 1 to 1755 code for a protein of 584 amino acids.